Messenger RNA from Eptesicus fuscus (big brown bat), 2521 nucleotides. It is a transcript of the gene PLAT, whose product is annotated as plasminogen activator, tissue type. Gene Ontology annotation, molecular function: serine-type endopeptidase activity. Gene Ontology annotation, biological process: plasminogen activation; smooth muscle cell migration. Gene Ontology annotation, cellular component: extracellular region. Lineage: Eukaryota; Metazoa; Chordata; Mammalia; Chiroptera; Vespertilionidae. The transcript has 14 exons. The record is from RefSeq and is a predicted model, not a curated record. Bases 86 to 1780 code for a protein of 564 amino acids.
GUCCUGCUAGAGUCCGGGCCGACAAGAAAGCCUUUCCAGGAGGCAAGCAAGGCAAGGAGUGGAGAAUCCAAGGGACACUGAAGAAAUGAUGACUACAAUGAAGAGAGAGCUGUUGUGCGUACUGCUGCUUUGUGGAGCAGUCUUCACUCUGCCCGGGCAGGAAAUCCACAGGCGAUUCAGAAGAGGAGCCAGAUCAUCCAGAGUGACCUGCAGAGAUGAAAAAACCCAGAUGAUAUAUCGGCAGCAUGAGUCUUGGCUGCGUCCCAUGCUCAGAAGCAACCGUGUAGAAUACUGCUGGUGCAACAGCGGCCGGUCGCAGUGCCACUCUGUGCCCGUGAAAAGUUGCACCGAACCGAGAUGCUUCAAUGGGGGGACAUGUCGGCAGGCUCUAUAUUUCUCAGAUUUUGUCUGUCAGUGCCCUGAAGGAUUUAGUGGGAAACUCUGUGAAAUAGAUGCCAGAGCUACCUGCUACAAGGACCUAGGUGUCACCUACAGGGGCACGUGGAGCACCGCGAAAAGUGGGGCCGAGUGCAUCAACUGGAACAGCAGCCUGCUGGCCCGGAAGUCCUACAACGGACGGAGGCCAGAUGCCAGCAAGCUGGGCCUCGGGAACCACAAUUACUGCAGAAACCCAGACAAAGACUCAAAACCUUGGUGCUAUGUCUUCAAGGCAGGGAAGUACGUCCCGGAGUUCUGCAGCACACCCGUCUGCUCCCAGGAAAAAAAUGGGGACUGCUACGUUGGAAAAGGAUUAGCAUACCGUGGCACCCACAGCCUCACCGUGUCUGGUACUUCCUGCCUCCAGUGGGAUUCCAUGGUCCUGAUAGGCAAGAUCAACACAGCGUGGAAGACCGACGCCCAGACGCUGGGCCUGGGCAAACACAAUUACUGCCGGAAUCCAGACAGGGAUACCAAGCCUUGGUGCCACGUGCUGAAGGACCGCAAGUUGACGUGGGAGUACUGUGACAUUCCCCAGUGCUCCACCUGUGGCCUGAGACAGUACAAGCGGCCUCAGUUUCGCAUUAAAGGAGGGCUCUUCUCGGACAUCACCUCCCACCCGUGGCAGGCUGCCAUCUUCGUCCAGAACAAGAGGUCGCCAGGAGAGAGGUUCUUGUGCGGGGGAAUCCUGAUCAGCUCCUGCUGGGUCCUGUCCGCGGCCCACUGCUUUCUGGAGAGGUACCCUCCCCACCACCUCAAGGUGGUCCUGGGCAGAACAUACCGGGUGGAACCUGGAGUGGAAGAGCAGAAAUUUGAAGUCGAAAAAUACAUCGUUCAUAAGGAAUUCGAUGAAGACACUUACAACAAUGACAUUGCACUGCUGCAGCUGAAAUCGGAUUCGCCCCAGUGUGCCCAGGAGACUGGCUCCGUCCGCACCGUCUGUCUCCCGGAAGCCGACCUGCAGCUGCCCGACUGGACGGAGUGUGAGCUUUCUGGCUACGGCAAGCACGAGGCGUCUUCUCCUUUCUACUCUGAGCGGCUGAAGGAAGCGCAUGUCAGGCUGUAUCCCUCCCACCGCUGCACGUCUCAGCAUUUACUUAACAAAACCGUCACGAGCAAUAUGCUGUGUGCUGGAGACACGCGCAGUGGAGGGAACCAAGCAAACCUGCAUGAUGCCUGCCAGGGUGACUCAGGAGGGCCCUUGGUGUGCAUGAAGGACAACCACAUGACUUUGGUUGGCAUCAUCAGUUGGGGUCUUGGCUGCGGGCAGAAAGAUGUUCCAGGUGUAUACACCAAGGUUACUAAUUACCUAAAUUGGAUUCAAGACAACAUGCGCCCAUAACUAAGAACACCCAGUUCCCUGACGUCAUGGCAGACCUCACCUUCCUCCACUUCAGAAGACACACCAAGACGGCGCCUCCUUACACGGACUUCUCCUCGAGCCAUCACACAGUACCCGUGGGGGGAGAACCAGCAGAAGAGGGGAGAGGAUAUAUUUUCAUAGGUACUUCCCUCUUCGGAAGUCCUCCGGGGUUAAGGUCUGAUAUCAGAAUGUAUUCUGUGAGAUGAAAAGACAGAUGAAUGCCAACCCCUCCCAGACCACCACCAUCCAGGGCAAAUAGGUAGAACAAAAGCCUAACCACUAAUGUAUCCAUGCCAACAGCUUUGGAAGUGGGACCACAGAGAAAAAAGCAUGUCUUUGUAAUAAAACUCAACAAGAUCCUUCAGGAAAGAAGUAUUGCAUUAGAAACCGAAUGUCUAUUUAUAGUGACAAGGAAGCCCAGCAGAGGCCUGGGCCUCCUAAGGAAUGGGCUAGCUGGCCAGGUCACGUUCUUCAAACGUGAUCCUUUAAAUCAAGUAUUUGGCUACCCCCUUUCUCCACUCUACAGCUCUUAGAGGGAAUCCCUUUUGUGUACAGUGUAAAUGUUUUUUUUCUUUAUAAUAGAAGAAUUGUACCAUUUUAAUAACUGAUCAUCUAGGCUAUAGCAUAUUUAUGUCAGUUCAUUGUAGUGUUUACUUUCUGUUGCCACAAUUUUGUAUUAUACUAUACUGAAAUAAUAAAUUAAAAUUUAUUUUUCACAUA